GAGUUCCACCAUUUUUACUCUCGUGUCGUGAUAUUGUUUUCAACUUCACUAGAUUUUUCUUCCAGUUUAGAUUGAGUAGUAAAUAAAAAAUUAAUAAACGAUUAUGCGUAAAGUAAUACGUGAUCAUUCAAGCUGAAAUGCAAUUAGCGUACCUCGAUUUUCUUCAGUAAAAAUAAUUAUCCUGAUAAUGAUUCAUUUAAAACUAUCGCUGCGAUAUUGUCUGCUAAAAUAAUUUAAAUUGCAAACACGGGAUGAUAUAAAUAAAUCCAGAGAUUAAAUGCCUCUUCAUCUGAGAACGCGUGCCAUCGAUAUGGAAGAAUACUCAGGAUCGGACAUAUCCGUAGUGGAUGUCUACGACAUCGCAUCUGAAAUAGGGAAAGAAUGUGAAAAACUAAUAGAUUUAUUUGGAGCUGAAGCUGUUACUGGUCUUAUGCCGAAAGUUAUCAAUGCAUUGGAGUUAUUAGAAAAUCUUGCAACUAAAAAUGAACGAGAGAUAACAACUGUACAAGAAUUAACAUCAAGAAUUUCACAGUUAGAAAAUGACAAAAUUGGUAAAGCAGAAGAUCGGCAGAGAUUUGAAAAAGAAGUAGAGCAAACAGAAGAACACUGGAGACAGGAAUCGCGAGAUCUUGUUGGCAUGGUCACCAGGCUACAAGAUGAAAAUCGUAGACUUGCUGAAGCUCUUCAAGAAUCUCGUAAUGACAGCCAGGACACCGGUAAACAAUCUUACACUGCUAGUCAAGAAGUCGAUAUUACUGUACUACAACGAUUGAGAAGUAUGAUUGACAAACAAAGAGAUCAGAUCCGUGCACGAGAUCGUGAAUUGUCACAAAAAAAUUUAGAAAUUGAAAAUUUAACAAUUCAAGUGGAAAAAUUGAGUGCAGUUGGUAGAGAACUGAAGCGCAAACAGCGUCAAGCCCAAAUGCAAUCUCGUGGACUUGUUGAGGAACGGGCUGAUUUUCUCGCCCAGUUACAAGACCAAAACCGUGAACUAAUUAAUUUAAGAGCACGGCUUGGUCUUGCGCGAAAAGAAAACGAGGACUUGACAAAAUCACAUGGAUGCCCUGAUCUUACAAAUAAAGUUAUCUAUGACCUUGAUGACCCUGACAGACCAAGAUUUACAACUGCAGAAUUAAAAGAAAUUUUACAUGAGCGAAAUGAAUUAAAAGCUCGCGUUUCUGACUUAGAAGAUGAACUGGAUCUCUAUCGCCCUAAACCGGAAACACCAGAAGAUGAUAAAGACGCUCCUGUACAAGGACCUUUGCCUCACGAACCGGAUGAUGCGCCCUGGAAAAAAACUUCCGAAUCAGGGAUCCGAAAAUUCUUCCGGAAAAUCUUUUCCGAAACCAGUGGCGGAUUCUUAGGUGGAAGCAGUCCACGAAGAAGUCUAUCAAGUCUUUCGAAAAUGGCCCUCUCGGGCAACGGUGCCAAUGAUACAUCGAUUUAAAAGUUAUUACUAACCAAAAAAAGUCGCAAUUAUCAAAUAAAUGUAAUUUUUUUUUUAAUUGAUUUAACCUUUAACAGAACAAUUAGUAUAUUAGAAAUAAUUUAUAUUAAAAUUAUGAUUUAGAACUAGUCGAAUCACAAAGAACAAUGAAAUUCCAUUAAACGCAAGUAAGAAAAUAAUCGUUUUUAUAAACUUUGUAAAUGAUGGGAAAUACUUAUUUUUUCAUUAAAUAGUGUAGUUUUAAUGAUUGUUUUUCGAUAUUUUUUUGUGGAUUAUUUGUUAACCAAAUAUAUAAAACAAUUUAUUGACAGUCAUGAAGAAAAUAUAAUUAAUAAUAAUUAGAUUAUUUGAUUAAAGUAAAAUUAGUUUGUUUAAGGAUAAUAAUUAUAGUUAAACUAUUAAAUUUAUUAAAUGAUUGAUGAAAAUUUAAUAGACCGAGUUGAUUAGUCAAAAAUAUAAAUAACUUUUUUAUCUAUUCUAAAAAUUUUACGAUUUUCCAUAUUAAUUUUCGUCGUCGAAUUGGAACAUAUGAAAUUUUUUUUUAAUCCUUAUCAUUACUUCCUAAGUAUUAUUUUGUAUUAAGCAAAUGAACGGCGCAUAAGUCAGGUUUUUUUCAACGGCUUGUAGAAUUUUUUUAAAAUUUCUUAAUGUUCAAAAUAUUGAAAUUUUAAAAAGAUUCAAAUUUAUAAUUUUAGAAAUUUAAAAAUUUAUGUUUAUGUUGAAUUGGAAAAAUGGAAACUUUAUGUA
Molecule: messenger RNA, 2194 nt
Organism: Microplitis demolitor
Lineage: Eukaryota; Metazoa; Arthropoda; Insecta; Hymenoptera; Braconidae
Gene: Rilpl
Product: RILP-like protein homolog
Exons: 7
Coding region: 278-1447 (389 amino acids)
Biological process (GO): cilium assembly
Cellular component (GO): ciliary basal body; cytoplasm
Molecular function (GO): protein dimerization activity
Source: RefSeq, a predicted model, not a curated record